AUGAAAAUCAUUUUCUUUUUUCUCUUUCUUUUACAUUUGCCUCAAUGUUUAGCUUUUAUGAAUCAAGUCAACAAAUUUUCAGAGAUUUCUCAUUGAAGAAUUCUCAACCCAAGCCAAGUUUCAAAAACUGCCGAAUACAAAAGUGGAGUGACCUACCCAAGGCUUCUCCAGCAGAACUCUUGCUUAUCAUACGACUCAUCAGGCAGCUGCAUCGAAUGUUAUGAAGAAAUAGCUAUUCAAGCCAAUAUUACACGCUCAAAAUCUUAUAACAGCACAAAUACUCAGUGUAAUAGUUGUAAUAACGAGAUAAAUUCAAACGUGACCAUUUCCUCUUCUUGCAGCCAAUGCAAUGAACAAAUCAGCGUAAAAGGGACGAUUCCUAGAAAACAAAAUACAACAUGCUGCUAUAAGGAUUAUAAUAAUGACGCCACACUAAAUUUUACAAUAAAUUCAUCAUGCAAUCAAUGUGAAAACAAUUCAACAAUAAAUGGAAUUUGCUGUUAUGGACAGUUUUAUAAUAAACAAUAUUUAAGAGAAUUAUAGAAAUUAAAUAGGGCUAUAAAUUAUUUUUUUAGAUAAAAUAAGACAGCAGAUUAUUAUAUAGGAAGCUAGCAUUAUUAAGCGCAGCUUAAUAGAACAGGAAAUUGUGAAUCAUGCCCAAACGAGUGUCCAAAUUGCAACAGUACGACUGGAGAAUGCAUUAAAAAUUCCACAAUUCUAUGUGGUGAUUUAUGUGAUGACUGCAAUGAAUCAUUAGGACUUUGUCAAUCAUGCAUAGAUGAUUCUAAGAUGCAUUCUUCUGGAAGCAACUGCGUGUGCAAUGAUGGGUAUUUUCUUGAUAACACAGUUUGCAAAGGAUGUGGAAAUAAUUGCAGUGUUUGUGAUAUAGGCGGAAAAAACACGAUGUGUUGUGAUGGGAAAUUUUAUAAUAAAACUUCUGAAGCUUGUGAGUCGUGCCCAAAUAGUUGCUUGAGCUGCAAAGAGCAAUUGGCAAUUAGUGGAGAAAUCAAAAUAAAAAAUCCUGUGUGCUGUGCUAAUGGGUUUUAUUUAAAUUCAUCUUCUGUAUGCGAUAAGUGUCCAAAUAACUGUAUGUUAUGCGAUAAAACAACAGGAGUGUGCCAAGAUUGUAAAGAGGACUUACGUAUAAGUGGGACAAUUCCUAUUAAAAACUCUACAUGUUGCAGUGAUGGGAGUUACCUAAAGGGGUCUUUUUGUGAGCCAUGCCCAAACAAUUGUAGAAACUGUAAUAAAACAACUGGAGAAUGCAUUGAACUUAAAUGUGGCAGUUUAUGCGCUGACUGUGAUAAAGAACUAGGACUUUGUAGACAGUGUAUUGAUGAGAUCAAAAUGCAAGUUUUUGGAAACAAUUGCAUUUGCGGUGAAGGAUAUUCUCUAAGUGAUAUCAUCUGUCAAGGAUGUGGAAAUAAUUGUAGUCUUUGCGAUAUAAAUGGAAAAAACAUGACAUGCUGUGAUGGAAAAUUUUAUAAUAAAACCUCUGCUGCUUGUGAGUCAUGUCCUAAUAGUUGCUUGAGCUGCAAUAUAACAGGAACAUGCAGUAAUUGUGACGAAGUAUUGACAGUUAGUGGAGAAAUCCAAAUCAAAAACCCUAUGUGCUGUGCUGAUGGAUUUUAUUUAAAUUCAUCUUCUGUAUGCGAUAAAUGUCCAAAUAACUGUAUAUUAUGCGAUAAAACAACAGGAGUGUGUCAAGACUGUGAAGAUGACUUAAGUAUAAUUGGGACAAUUUCUAUUAAAAACUCUACAUGUUGUAGUGAUGGGAAUUAUCUAAAUGGGUCUUUUUGUGAGCCAUGCCCUAACAAUUGUAAAAAUUGUAAUAAAACAACUGGAGAAUGUAUUGAAAAUAAAUGUGGGAGUUUAUGCACUGACUGCGAUAAAGAUCAAGGACUUUGUAGACGAUGCAUUGGUGAGAUCAAAAUGCAAGUUUUUGGAAACAAUUGUAUUUGCAGUGAAGGGUAUUUUCUAAAUGAUGCCAUCUGUCAAGGAUGUGGAAAUAAUUGUAGUCUUUGCGAUAUAAAUGGAAAAAACAUGACAUGCUGUGAUGGAAAAUUUUAUAAUAAAACCUCUAAUGCCUGUGAGUCGUGUCCUAAUAAUUGCUUGAGCUGCAAUAUAACAGGAACAUGCAGUAAUUGUGACGAAGUAUUGACGGUUAGUGGAGAAAUCCAAAUCAAAAACCCUAUGUGCUGUGCUGAUGGAUUUUAUUUAAAUUCAUCUUCUGUAUGCGAUAAAUGUCCAAAUAACUGUAUAUUAUGCGAUAAAACAACAGGAGUGUGUCAAGACUGUGAAGAUGACUUAAGUAUAAUUGGGGCAAUUUCUAUUAAAAACUCUACAUGUUGUAGUGAUGGGAAUUAUCUAAAUGGGUCUUUUUGUGAGCCAUGCCCUAACAAUUGUAAAAAUUGUAAUAAAACAACUGGAGAAUGUAUUGAAAAUAAAUGUGGGAGUUUAUGCACUGACUGCGAUAAAGAAUUAGGGCUUUGUAGACGAUGCAUUGAUGAGAUCAAAAUGCAAGUUUUUGGAAACAAUUGUAUUUGCAGUGAAGGGUAUUUUCUAAAUGAUGCCAUCUGUCAAGGAUGUGGAAAUAAUUGUAGUCUUUGCGAUAUAAAUGGAAAAAACACGACAUGCUGUGAUGGAAAAUUUUAUAAUAAAACCUCUGCUGCUUGUGAGUCGUGUCCUAAUAGUUGCUUGAGCUGCAAUAUAACAGGAACAUGCAGUAAUUGUGACGAAGUAUUGACAGUUAGUGGAGAAAUCCAAAUCAAAAACCCUAUGUGCUGUGCUGAUGGAUUUUAUUUAAAUUCAUCUUCUGUAUGCGAUAAAUGUCCAAAUAACUGUAUAUUAUGCGAUAAAACAACAGGAGUGUGUCAAGACUGUGAAGAUGACUUAAGUAUAAUUGGGACAAUUUCUAUUAAAAAUUCUGCAUGUUGCAGUGAUGGGAAUUAUCUAAAUGGGUCUUCUUGUGAGCCAUGCCCUAACAAUUGUAAAAAUUGUAAUAAAACAACUGGAGAAUGUAUUGAAAAUAAAUGUGGGAGUUUAUGCGCUGACUGCGAUAAAGAACUAGAGCUUUGUAGACGAUGCAUUGAUGAAAUCAAAAUGCAAGUUUUUGGAAACAAUUGUAUUUGCAGUGAAGGGUAUUUUCUUAAAGAAAACAAUGCUUGCCAAGGAUGUGGAAACAGUUGCUCUGUCUGUGAAAUUAAUGGUAAAAACACUACAUGUUGUGAUGGGAAAUUCUAUAAUAAUGGCUCUUGUGAGCCAUGCCCCACAAGCUGCUGUAAUAAAACAGAAGGCUGUGAAAACUGUGAUGAAGAAUUAACAAUUAGUGGAGAAAUUAAGCCUAAAAGCCCUACCUGUUGUUCUGACGGUUUUUAUUUUAAUUCAUUAACUUCAUUGUGUGAAAAGUGUCCAAACGGCUGUAUAUUAUGCGAUAAAACGACUGGUAUAUGUAAUGACUGUACAGAAGACAUAAAUGUAAGCGGGACAAUCCCUAUUAAAAACUCUACAUGCUGUGACGACGGGAGCUAUUUAAAUGGAUCUUCUUGUGAAUCAUGCCAUACUAAUUGUAAUUAUUGUGACAAACAAACUGGAGACUGCAUAACCUGCAAAGACAGAAUGUCUAAAGACCUAAAUGACCCAAAAAUCUGCACUUGUAUAGGAAACCAAACCUAUGAAUCAGUUUGUGUCUGCCCUUCAGGGACUUAUUUCGAUAGCUCUAAUUGUGUACUGUGCUCUGAUUUAUGCAGCAAGUGUGAUGAGUUUACAGGUGAAUGUCAAGGCUGUGUUGAUCCUAAAAUGGAAAUAGACCAAUUUAAUAAAAAAACUUGUAGAUGUAUUGGGGAUCAAAUAUAUAUUAAUGGUCAAUGUACUUGUCCUAGUGGAAAACAGUUUAAUGGGAUUGAAUGUUCGCCCUGUGGAACAUUCUGCACUAGCUGCGAUUUAGUUGGAAAUACUUGCAAUGAGUGUAUAAAUGAAAGAAUGAAGCCAAUUAGUAACUCAAUUACUUGUCAAUGCAAAGGAAACCAAAUAGCAACAGUUGAUAAUUGUAUUUGGCCAGUUAGACAAAUAAAAUAGUAUUCGGUUCGAGAGAAAUUAGCUCUGCUAAUUUUUAUCCCUCAUGGAAUUUUGAUUUCUCUUUACUCCCCCCCCCCCCUCCGUGAGCGAACAAAACCAUUAGAAAAAUCGCCAUUUUUGACCAAAAACCCACCCUCCGUGAGUGAACAAAAAUUCUUUUAAUAGAAAAAAUUUUUAAUGGAAAAAAAUUUUGAUAUAUAAGUGAUAAUUAGUAUAAUGAAAUCUAGAGCUAAUUCUGUUUAAUUUAAACAAAUUGCGUUUUAAAAACAUAAAUUUUGCAAAUUAAAUUAAUAUUUGCUUCCCAAUUUUUGCAAAUUAGGAUUUUUUUAAAUUUCGAAAAAAAAUAUUUUUUAUAAAAUUUAUAUAUAAAUUUUUUUUAAAAAAAAAAAUUAACCCCCCCUCCGUGAGUGAACAAAAUUUUUUUGUUCGCUCACGGAGGGGGGGGGGGAGAGUUAGAAAUUCUGCACAGCAGUAGCGCUUUAGCUUUGGGAUAACUAGAAGAACUGCUUCUCGGUACAUCAAAAUGCUCAGCAAUCCUAGCAGGGUGGCCAUUAGGUGGAGCAUUCGCAGGAGCAGAGCGAACUUUGGAUCCAAAAUACUCGUGAUAUAACCAUUUUGGCUCUGUCCCUUUAGUAGGAAUGUGGCGUUAGACGCCUUAAACACUUUAAUUAAUGUAAUAUAAUACAUUUGCCCAGCUGGAUAUUAUUUUGAUACCUUAAACUGUUUACCUUGUGGCAGCUUAUGCGCUGAAUGCUCAGAUUUGACUUGAAUUUGUAGCAAAUGCCAACAUAAUAUUACAAUGGAAGUGAGUUCUGAUAAUCUAAAAACUUGUAAAUGCAGAGGAAGCCAGCAAUAUGACAGUGUGUCACGCUCUUGCUACUGCCACAAAGGCUAUUUUGAUAACUCAACCUGUCAAGACUGUGGAAAUCUUUGUUCUACUUGUGAUGAAACCAAAUGUUUGCUCUGUGAAAGCAUUGAGCAUCUUGAAAUUGACCUGAGCAGCCCAAAAACCUGCCACUGUAAAAAUGGGUACAAUUGGAUUUCCUCAGAAAACUCUUGCCAGAAAUGCUCUCUUGGAACUUACUAUGACGGAUACAAAUGUAAUAACUGCCCAGAUAAUUGUAAAAACUGCACAGCUUCAGCUUGCCUCGACAACCCCACAAACUUAUGUGGCAGUUUAUGCUCUGACUGCAAUAACCAAUCCGGACUGUGUCAAAAAUGCAUAGAUGAGACCAGUAUGGAUAUUUAUGAGAACGACUGUAAAUGCAAAGCUGGGUAUUUUCUUGAUAAUGAUUUAAAAUGCAAAGAAUGUGGGACUAAUUGCAGCGCUUGCAACAAAAAUUCAUGUGAAAUAUGUGAUGGCCCUUGGAGAAUGACAAUUGACCCAGAAAAUAAUCUGAAUUGUUCAUGCAUAGGAAAUCAAACCCUGGCUGAUGGGCAAUGCAAAUGUGGGGAGGAUGAAUGGUUCAAUAGCUCAACCUGCCAAAAGUGUGGAUUUUUAUGUGAAAAAUGUGAAAAUGAGACUGGAAACUGCAUAAGCUGUAAAGGUGGGAUAGAAAUGGAGAUAAAAAAGGAUAAUAAGACUUGCAAAUGCAAGAAUGCUGGGGAUUUUUGGAAUGGAACAAGUUGUAUUGCUUGUGGCCAUUGAUGCUCCCAAUGUGAUGACUUCUCAGGAAAAUGCAGCAAUUGCAAAAAUCCAAGCACUAUGGAGCCUGACACCACUUCAUGCAAAUGCAAAGGAAUGCUCAUCCCAGACAAAACAGAUUCAUCAUGUAUUUGUGCUGAUAGAUACUACAAAAGUGGCACCAAUUGCAUCAGUUGCAGUGAUUCCAACUGUCAGGUCUGCACAGGUCCAGGCCAAUGCUCCUAUUGCAGUGAUAUAACUCUAUGGGUUGAUAACGGUAUGUGUAAGGCUUGCCCUCCAGGUAAAGUAUCAAAUAAAAAUGGGUUUAGCUGCAAUGACUGCUCAGUCAAUUAUAACUAUUGCAAAACUAUAGCAGGCUGCAACUGUCCAAACUGUCCAUGCUCUAGUGGGUAUUAUUCUAACAAUCUCCAAGACUACGACUGCAAUUCUAAAUGCUCAGAUGAAAACUGCGAUACCUGCACAGGCCCUGAGCAAUGCUGCAAAUGCAAAAAACUGACUGAUUACAUUGAUGGAUAUACUUGUAAAUCUUGCCCUGGGAAUAAAAAAUCAAAUAAUGAUGGGAGGACUUGUGAUAACUGCCAAAUAAGUGUUUAUGCAGAAGAUGGCUCAGUAAGCUGCAAAGAUUCGUGUGCCUAUCCUUUGUGUGAGAUGUGCAUUAAGAAAUCUGACUGUAAAGAUUGUGGGGAUAUAGAUAUAAAUGAAGACUUUCUGUGUUUUAAAAUUAGUUUACCAGAGGAAAAGUUUGUCAUUGGGGACUGAAGUAAAAAUUUUACUGUAACGAGCAACUGUCAGAGCUGUUUUUCGAGAAAAUUGAGUAAUGAUGAAAAUCACAGAGGUCUUAGUAUGCCUGAUAUUAGCAAAAUUAUAAAAAAUAAUAGCGAAAAUGGGGAUAUAGAAUUUGAAUGAAACUAUGGAAGUGAUAGCUCUAUUUUUAGAAUCAAACCGAGCCCUAGUUUUAAUUUGCAAUCACAAUUGAGCUUUUCUUUAAAUAUAAGCGAUUCCAGCUAUAAGUGGUCAAUAACCCCUACCUCUGACAGUUUUUCUAAAAAAAUUUCAGAAAAAUCGCUUGAAUGAGUACAUAUUUCUGUGUAUGAAGAAUUGUGCUCUAAGAAACAUUUUUUGGUUUACCAAUUUAAACUGAUUAGACAGCAAGCAUAGCUAUCAGCAAAUUUGAAAGUCAAUAUUGUGUUUGCUAACAAAAAAUUCCCUUGUUCUCUCACGGAGAGGGGCUAAUUUUUUUGAUAAUUAUACAAAAUUUAUAGUAAUUUUUUUUUUCGAAAUUAAAAAAAUCCCAAUUUCGCAAAAAUUGUAAAGCAAAUAUUUAUUUAUUUGCAAUCUGUUUAAAAUUAAACAAUAAUUAGCUAGAGAUUCCAUUAAUAAUAAUUAUCUUUUAGAUAUCAAUUUUUUUUUUCAUCAAAAUUUUUAUGUUAAAUUUCUUUUUUGUUCACUCACGGAGGGUGGAUUUUUAGGCAGAAAUUAGGGAUUUUUUCAAUGAUUUUGGAAUUAGUGCUUAUUCUUGGUAAAUCGGUAUAUAAUAUAUGGAAAAUUUGGGAAGUUUUCUGUGAAUAUAUCAAACAUAGUACUAAAUCCAAUUUUAAGUAGCUGCAAUGCUAUUUUUGACGAUUUAACUUUAUCAGAAAUUGGUGGCGCCAUGGUAUCAUGCUCAAUUGAUAAAUCGACCUAUCAGACAUUAGAAGUCAUCAUGGACGGCUCUAAAACUCUCCCUCCUACACUAACCUUUAAAAAUAACGUAUUUUUGGAAAAUUUGAACGACACCUCAGGAAAUCUCCGAUAUUUAACAUUUGAUGUCCCUAGCCCUGAACGGCCAACAGCUAAAAUAAAAGCGCCAGGAGAGAUUUGCUGUGGAUGCAAUCUAAAACUUGAUGGCUCUGAAUCAGUGGUCUAUGGUGAUAAAACAACAUAUUUGUGGACUAUCAAGCAAAAAUACCAGCAGCAGCUAAAGGGUGCUGUUGUUAAUAUUCAAGCGGAUUGUAGUGGCGGUAAUUUAGAUUACAAUAUAGAGUUAUCUGUAACUGACGCAUGAAGCCAUACAAGCGAACCUUCUGAUAGAUGGACUGUAAAAACCAGUCAAAAUAAAUACACUGUUGAGCUGAUUACCCCAAGCAUUAUAUAUGUGAAUAAAACUGCAGAUUUUUCUGUCAAUUAUUAUUUUAGUGCAGAAAACUCAAAAAUUGUUCCUGACGUGACAUGAAAUUAUUAUCCAAAAAGCAACCAAGCUAAUAAAAAAUUAAUUACUGGUCAAAAAGAAAUAUCAGUUAUAUUUAAUGAAGAGGGCGAUUAUAAUAUUAUCGUUGCUAUAGGGUAUUCACCCUUUUAACUCUCCAUAUGGCUAAUUUAGCUUGUGAGAUAUCCAAUAGGCUUGAGAUAACCCCAAUGGAAAUCGAUCCGCAUUCUGUAGGUAUAUUAAUCCAAAUGAUCCUAAUUAUCAGGUCCAAACUCUAGAAAAACAAAUUACAGCUAAGCUUGACUUGCCAAAAAUAGUAGUCCAAGGUGUCAAUACCACGAUUAACGCAAAACGAAAAUUUCCAUUUUAUGCUAAACUUCUUUACAGUGACGGUUCUUCUGAUAAAAAAUAUAGUUUAUAUCUAAAAGACAUCUUCUGUGCAAAUGGCACAGUGACGAGGAACAUAUCCAAUAAUGGUGAAUUCUUCUACCAGCCAAAGGUUAAUGAUGAUUUUUGGUGCAACUUUACGAUCUGGGCAAACCCUAACUCAACAACUUCUCCAGGCAUCAUUGAAACUGCUUGCUAUUUUAAAGUCACGAAAGUAGAGGUUCCUGAAGUUUCUGUCUCUUAUCCACCUGAGUUUUACGACUGGUCAGACUGAAUUAGAUUUACCCCUUCGAUGCCAAAACAAGAAGGCUUAGAAUGCAAAUGAGUCCAAAAGUUGCCAAAAGACAAUAUAAUAAGCACAUCAACACCAACAAAUCAGUGUUCAUACUCUAUUGAACCAUUUGUACUUACACCUGGGGUCAGAUAUAGCUUUGCUAUAUACCUUUUCUUCUGACUAUAUCAUCCUAUUUUUAUUUAUUUAUUAGCUGUUAUUUAUAUAUUUUAAGCAUACAAGUAACUAAUAUAAGUGACAGUGACAAAAAUAUAGAAAUAGAGACUACCAGACUUGUAAACUGCCCUCCUCAGAAUGGGACAUUUUCAGUAACACCUUCUGAAGGAAUUGCUUUAAAAGACCAAUUUCAAAUAGAAUUCAAUAGCUGGCGAGAUCUUGAAAACAACACGCCUUUUUAUUAUCUUAAUCUUAAUUAUAGGUUGGCUCUGCCUAUUGGCAGCGUCCUCUCUAAGUAUCCCCUCGAGAGUUCAUGCACUUUGCGAUGCAGUCGGUCAAGCUGGGUCUGGUUGAGAUGGUUUUCCCCAGCGGGAAAGGUAUCGAAACCUCCUCCUUCGGCCCUGACGCCCAUGAGACAUCGAAGUCUUCACUCUUUUUCCUUACUCCCCCCUCCGUGAGCGAACAAAAAAUUCUUGUUCUCUCACAGAGAGGGUUAAUUUUUUUUUUAAAAAAAUUUAUAUAUAAAUUUUAUAGAAAUUUUUUUUUUCGAAAUUCGCAAAAAUUGGAAUGCAAAUAUUAAUUUAAUUUAUAAAAAUUUAUGUUUUAAAGCGCAAUUUGUUAAAAUUAAACAGUAUAACUCGAGAUUUUAUUAUAAUAAUUAUCACUUAUAUAUCAAAUUUUUUUAUUAAAACAAUUUUUGUUAGCUCACGGAGGGUGGGUUUUUGAACAAAAAAUAGGGAUCUUUCCAAUGGUUUUAUUCACUCACGGAGGGGGGGAGUUAGCUUCCUCCUUGAUUGCAGCUCCAGUGUUGAGUUGACGGUCUAUGGACUUCUGCAGCUGCUGCUGGGGCAGGACAAAGGUUAUCCACACAGAAACCAAAAAUAAAAUUUCUGGUCACUUUCAGUAAAGGGAAAAGUUCGAAGUCUGAGAGUUAACUCUCAAUUUCACGCUAGAGAUUGCCCAAUUGUUCUAGGCAUCGCCUUUAGACCUAGCUGGGCUUCCCCUUUCCAUCUCUUAUUUCCCUUUCCUACAAGGUAAAAUCCGAUCUUGAAAGCAGACUUCAGCUAGACUCCAAACACCUCAAGAAUUGCUUACCUAGUAUUGCUGCCCAUUUCUAGUUUUGCAAAAAAUUGAUAUAAUUAAAUAUCUGCUCAAAGCUGCAUGUCCUGGAGGCCAUGCCUUGGCCACGACGUCAUAUUUAAUUAUUCUCCAACUUUUUAUUAUCAAGUUUUGCAAGUGACGAAUGAUGGUGUUGUUGCAAUUACUCCUAAAACAACUCAAAACAAUUUCAAUAUUACCUUAGGCAAAGAAGGAAAGGUAAAGUUGCUAGGAAGAGUCUAUGACAGCCGCGGGACUUUUCAGAAUUCAAGCUUGACUAUAACUGUGAAUCCAAACCAGGAAAAUUCAAAUCUGCUUGGUGAAGCUAAUGCAUUAAAAAAAGAGAGUCUUAAACUUGGAGGCACUGUUUUUGUAUCCAAAAUGGUCGCUAUAGUCCAACUUACUUAUUCUAAUGAAACCGAUCAAAAUUCAACGCAAGAAGUUAUGAGCACUUUAAUAGGGGCCUUUAAUGAAUGGACUGAUAAAGAUGAGAUGAGCCUUUCUGAAGUUAAUACUGCUGUAGAUGUUCUAAGAGUUUUUGUUAACAAAUCUGAGUCUCUCAAUACUAAUUUAAUAGAAGAUAUUACAGGGAGCUUGAAAAAUGUUUUGUCUAAAGCAACGAAAAUCGACCAAGGAACCUUAACUCAAGGUAUAAAAGUAAUAGGCAUCAUAUCGAAUAGGACAGAAAGUCUAUCAAGCAGCGGAGAAAGCAAUAAAACUUCAGCAGAAACAUAUAUACAGGCACAGGAUAUUGUGAAAAAUUUGACUGAAAAAUAUCAAGUUGAUACUAAUGCAAAUGAGCCUCCAUAUGAUAUCCCAGGAGACUAUAUGAACAUAACCUUAAUUACCCUCCCCAAAAAUAAGACUUUUGAGCCUAAAAUCAAUUGAUCCAAAAACACCACAGUGCAAAUUUCUGUAGAUACAAAACAUGACAAUGACGACUCACGAUAUUUUAUUUACGUGCUGACCACUGCCUCAUUGAACCGAAGUGAGUCUUUUGUACAAAAAUCAAAUGAGGAACUCAGCAGCCCAGACUCUUGUUCAAUGUCAGAUGAUAUUGUCUUAUCUUGCUCGAUCUUAGAAGUUAAAAACACUUAUAAUUAUUCUGAACCUAAUAAUCCACAAUAUAUAAAAACUGCAAUAGCUAAAUCUUCUGAUGAUUUUUAUAAUCCAGGGGUAAAACCUGUUGAAGUGAGCUAUGUUAUGACAACGAUGAUAAGUCCAUUUGGAGACGGCGAUUUUAUAGAAUGUGCGACUUUGAAUGAAAAUAAUGGGCUUUUUAUUAAUAUAAAAUGCAAAACUAAGGUAAAUAAGGACCGUAGUGUUCAGUGUAUAUGUGAAGCUUCUGAUCUUUUAACGUUGUCCUAUAUACCUAAUAUAAUUAAGGAAGUAGUUAAAAGACAAAUCCCAUCUAUAAAACCAGAUAUUUACCUUGGCUUAGCAUGAAUAUCAAUUACUGUUUAUCUAUUAAAUACAGUUAUAUAUGUCAUCAUAUUUAUAGACAUGAGAAAACUUGAUAAGCUUACAAACAAAUUUCUUAAAAGAAAAAUAAGCUAUGUCCUCAAAGAAACAAAACAAGAUAUAAAAGAUAUUGCAGCUAGCAAUCAAGAUAUUGAAUAUGAGGAAUUUAUCGAAUUAUUAAAAGAAAACUACGAUAAUCAGAUUAAACGUCUAGAAAGCAUAUUAUCUGCUAAGCUUUUAGAUAAAGAAGAAAAGAAUUGGAUGCCGGAUUUAAUGGUUAAAAAUAGAAUUCUUAACUCCUCCCCAUCCUUGAUCGAACGACUCGCCAUCGUUCGAUCAAGGAUGGGGUUUAAAAAAAUUUUAUAUAUAUAAAAUAAAAAAUAUAUAUAUAUAUAUUUUUUUAUUUACUUUUAAAUAAGAGGGUUAAGAGUAUUUAAUAAUUAUUUUUACAGCAAAAAUUUGAAUUAAUUUCAUAAAAUACCAAUUUGUAAUAUUUUAUUUUAUUAGUUACCCCUUUUUAAACUGUGUAAAUUUAAUUUGUUCCUUAUUGAAUUAAAUUUUUUUUUUUUUAAUUUUAAAGAAUCUUAUUUUAUUAGAUUAUUGAGUUUUUAAGUCUAGGUUGAUGACUAAAUCACUUCGAAUGGUUGAUUCCGAAGCUUUCUGUCGUCUCAAAGUCUCUGAAAACAACUUCAUUAUGCACAUCUUCCCAAGUUUUUGUAACUAAUAUAUUUUUAUAUAAUUAAAAAAUUUGCAUGAUGUGAAAAUCGUUCGAUCAAGGAUGGAGUUAAUUUCCCCAAUUUUUAGGAAUUUUUACAGUCAAUCGUUCGAUUAAGGAUGGGGGGAGUAAACAAUUUAAAGAUUCUUGAAAGAAAAACCAAUUUAAAUUAAUAAAAGCAAAUAUACAAGAGCUAAUGGACAAGAAGGAUCUACAUUUUAUAGAAAAUAUAAACAAAAUAAAAAGUCGCGGAUCUUGCUUAAAAAUAUGAUACUUUAUUAGAGGAAUUUUUAUAUCAGAUCAUACAAAGCUAGAAAUAAUUGCCGCUAUAGAAAAUAAUUGCAGUUACAAAUUCAAAAAAAUUUGUAAAAAGCUCUAUAAACGGAUAAUGAAAUUGGUAGCUAAUAUUGAUACAGAAAACUUAAAUGAGCUCAGAGUUAUCGAAUUUAAAUAUAAUCCCCCUGAACCUGAAAAUAUCCAUAUAAAAAUAUUCGACUAUGAUACAAACUCUUAUGCAAAUUUAAUGGAUUUCUUAAAUAAGAAUAUAACACACAAUUUAGAUGGAAAAAAUGAUUUUUAUCAUAAAUUUAUAAAAGAAAAUUUAAUUCUUGGGCUAGUUGGAUACACAGAUUUAAACUUCACAAGGACUGCUAGAUUUACAUUGCUGAUGGUAAAUGUUUUUAUGAACUGCUGGGUAUCAAUAUCGUUUUUCCAAGCUGAUGGCUGAUUUUAUACAACUGAAUUGGAAGAUUAUGGAGUUAAUUUAGUCAAAGUGUUGAUAGUCGCUAUAUCUAUGGCAAUUGGACUUAUUGUUGAUAUUAUUGGACAUUUUUUGCCAAAUAAUUAUCUUCAAGAAGAAAAUUUGAGUAAUGAAAAAUUUGUAAGUUGAAGGUCGAAAAUAGCUUAUAUAUUUAGCUGAAGUUUAAUGGUGUAUCUUGCCUAUAGUGCAUGCUUGAAUGGAAGCAAACUAAAAAGUGACCAGCAAAUUCAAUUAAUCCAGGCAAUUUUUAUUAAUUUGCUGAGCAAUCUUACAUUUUUAGGAUUGAUAAAGCCAGGGAUUAUUGCUGCGUUUCAGUCAGAAGCUGUAAGUCAAAAAUUCUCACUCCCAUCUUCCUCCCUAAGCGAACAAAAUAAUUUUGUUCGGGGUAAAUUUUUUUAAGACUUUUUUAGAAUGUUUUUCGCAAAAUUGAAAAGCAAAUUUUGAUUUAGUUGUAAAAUUUAUGUUUUAAAAUGCAAUUUAUGCAAAUUAAUUAGAAUAUAAACUAGACAUUUCAUUAUACUGAUUAUCAGUCAUAUAUCUUUUUUUCAUAAAUAUUUUUAUAUUAAUAAAUAUAUGUGUUCGGGUAGGUGGGUUUUUUUGGCAAAAAAUAGGGACUUUUCCAAUGGUUUUGUUUAUUCACGGAGGGGGGAGUUAGGAAUAAAGAAGAUUUUAUGUUUUUGUAAAAGAAAAGGGCCUGGAAUUGCACCAUUAGAAAGCUCUGAAACAGAAAGAUUUACUCAUGAUAAUAAUGUUUAA
Messenger RNA from Blepharisma stoltei, 13532 nucleotides. Lineage: Eukaryota; Ciliophora; Heterotrichea; Heterotrichida; Blepharismidae. The record is from the annotation of a GenBank genome assembly.